AUGCCGACAGACCGACACCGAAAUAAAUUGCUUCUGGAUGAUGCAGCAGUAGAAAGUCACGGUGAGUUCUUUGGAGAUGGAAAUUCCGGCUGCGGCUACACACACACGUGCGUACGCAUCGGUACUGCCGCCCCAACCGUGGCAGACCAAGGCCGACUCCUACAAUGGCGAACAGGAAGGGCAGCAAAACAAGUGUCUGAAUACAAAGGUCUCUCUCGGCUGCGUAAGGCCAGUGGAGCGGAUAUUAUACAGACUGUCGGCUCGAAGCCGGAUGCCGAGUUUGGCGUACUGUCGAGGCAGGACGAGUGGCCCUGGUUCGCCCACACCACCACCGCCUAG
Molecule: messenger RNA, 339 nt
Organism: Dibothriocephalus latus
Lineage: Eukaryota; Metazoa; Platyhelminthes; Cestoda; Diphyllobothriidea; Diphyllobothriidae
Source: the annotation of a GenBank genome assembly